AUGAGCGAUGGUGGCACCUCGGAAGAAGACAGACGAAAACUUCACGAGGAGGGCUGCCUGGAGCUGUCUAGGCGCCCUGCAUGGGAGGUGUGCUUACUGGUCGAGCAGUACUACUGGCAAUUUCACUCGCGCGUGGCCUCCUUGCUCGAGGAGACCCGUGCGAGCUGGGUCGAGGAUGGUGAGGAGCGUCCGGGAACGGCGGCUGCGUGGGAAGUCAGCGGGAAGUUGGAGGAGGAAGGCCUCUACGUCUCCGCUGUUCAUCCCUCCGCGGAUGAGGAAGAUAAUUGGACCGGACCACGGUUCUAUAUCUCCAUCGUCCCCUCGGCCAUCCAGGGCGGGCCUGCUCCGCGGCCACCCAAAGAGGUAGAGGAGCUGCUGUGGCCGAGACCACGCGAUCGACUUCAACCUUGGAUUACUGAGCUUGGCUGGACCAUGGUACCCGAGGGAUCCAACGAACAGACGCUACAUGCGGACAUUUUGUCUUGGGACGAGGAGCCAUCACGCCCACGCAAGGACGGCCUGGGUCGCUUCCACCACUUCUUGUGGAAGCCGAGCCGGCGUGAAUGUUGUACUACCAAGAUUGUCCACACCGCCUUCACCGAAGGUUCGGUGGAGCAUUGGCACUACGACAGCUUGUCCCAGGUCAAGAGCCCGAGCUUGGUUCUCGAUAGCGAAGUGCUGCACUGUGGGAGUGCAACUCGAAAAGGCUGUUGGUCCAGCACCUGCACCAUCCAGCUCUGCUCUGCACGGGGCUGGCGAGCUCUCCAUGCUGAUGGUCGCGCCUCACAGGACUUGCUGUGGUAUGUGUGGCCGAUCGAAGAGGCCCCGGCGAAGCGUCCAGCUGCACCCAGCCAGUGGCACCAGGAUGCGCAGGUGGAAGCUCUGUGGGAGGAUGGCUACUGGUAUUCUGCCAGGAUCGUGAAGCGCCAGAAGGAUGGCCGCUACAAGGUCAGAUGGGAGGGCGAGGACACGGUGGCAUCCGGCUUUUAUGCCGCCCAUUUGCGCGCCCAGCUGGCGGCGACCGACUCGGCUGAGAGGCCUCGGCCCGGGAAGCGACGGCGCACGGACAAUCCCCAAAGUCUCCUCCAAGUGCUGCAGAAAAGCCAACGAGGCUACAUCUGCAAGAAGACUCUCGUGCCAUGGGCCUACGUCGGCUUCGUCGGCCACCGUGUCUCGGGUGUCCACAGGGUUGCGCCUUCUGAAAAGGAAGCGGCGGCCAGCCACGCAGUUCGUGUUGGAAACUUCUAUGCUGAAGAUCAGCAAGAAGUGCUCCGCUACAUUGCGGAGGUUCAUGCUGACCUGUUGGCAGACACUCAGUGGCUUCGGAAGAACCGCGGCAAACUGAGAGCAGAGAACGGUCUGACAAGGCGAUAUUCGGUGCCGGAGAUUUUGUGCAAGAAGCAUGAGGUGGACGGCUUCGACAUUUUCGCAGACCCAGAUGAGGCAGUCCUAUUGGCGGAGCGCGCUGCAAAGGACGGCGAGAAGACUUCGCGACCUGAGUUGCCACACGAGGAGGCGCAGCAGAUUCAGGAGGGCCUGGACGAGGUGGUCGCGUCGGCAGCUGGCACUGGCGGACCCGUCGGCUCCGACGAGGUGCUUGAGCUGCUGGGGCGCGCAGUGGCUGGUGGGGAGGUUGCUGCUGCCGUGUACUUGAGUGAGCGCAUUGAGGCGAGAUUCAUUGUGGUGCUGAGAGCCAGAUUUACUCAGUUCUCUUGGUUCGUGUGCAAGAUCAUGGACCAUGAUGGUGUUCGGUGCCUUGUUGAGACUUCUACACUGAACGGCUUAGGCGCGAUAUGGCGCGAUGGAGCUGUAGACCAUGACUGCCCAUAUAGUAUCUGA
Messenger RNA from Symbiodinium sp. CCMP2592, 1839 nucleotides. The record is from the annotation of a GenBank genome assembly. NCBI's taxonomy places the organism in Eukaryota, Dinophyceae, Suessiales, Symbiodiniaceae.